Molecule: messenger RNA, 1062 nt
Organism: Microthlaspi erraticum
Lineage: Eukaryota; Viridiplantae; Streptophyta; Magnoliopsida; Brassicales; Brassicaceae
Source: the annotation of a GenBank genome assembly
AUGAGUGACUGGUUUGUGGAUGAUGAGGGGUCGUGGUUUAGUACUGGGCAAGAGUGGACAGCUGAGUCUGGAUCGUCGAGUUCAGAACCGUCGAGCAAUUCGGAGCACUGGAUCGUAGUGACGGACUUGGAACAGCAGACACUAACAGAUCAUGAUAGCAGCAGUGAUUGGGACGAGGACGUAUAUCUCAUGCCGAGAGACAACGUGCAGCCCAGCACAACGGUGAAUGAGUAUGGCGAACACAUGACAUGGCCAGUACAUUACCCUGAGGAGGAGAGAGUAGUGCCAUCUACCCAAAUCAUAGAGAUCAGUUCAGGCGAGACUACACCAAACUCUUGGGAUAGAGAUAGUCCACCAAGUGUUCUACCGCAUAUACCAAUGCCGCAUGUAUUUGCACCGGGAGGUGGAGUAUACCCGUACAUGCCAACGGAGGAGAAUCCAACGGACUACGUGUACCCGUUCAUUACCAGUGGCGUAGAAAGCAAUGAUCCAGCCGUUGCAGUUCAAGUCAAUAGUGAAGUCUUCACAAACCAACCUGAAGAACCGGAUACGCCGGAACCAACAUGGGAGGAUUAUCUUGGACACCAGAACGUAUCACCCACGUACUGGACAAGGAAACUCAACGAGAUCGCUGGAUACACAUCAUCAAUGGAGCAUGGAGAAGGAAGCAUACCUCAAGAUCAAGGAGAAGCUAAUGCGAUAUGGUGUACAAUGUAUGGAGAACAAGAUGCACCAAACUCGGUGGCAGGCAAUGAAUAUCAAAUACCGGAUCUUAACCAAACCACGGAGGAAGGUACCGGAGAGAAUGAAUGGCCACAAGAUGAUGAAGGUCUUAACUUAGCAAGAAGGUGGGAUGAGAUAAUCGCCACAGAAUUGGAGAAUCUCAGAACAGAGGGUAAUGGCCAAGAGCAAACUGUGUCACGCCAAAGGGGAAGGCCUCCCAGAAGACUCGCGAGGAUGAGAGUCCCAGCACCGUCUCAAGUCACGCUACCAUGCGAUCAAUGUGGAAGGACGGGACAUCAUAGCGAGCAUGUCCCAAUGUGCGAGCUAGAUCAAGGAUGA